AUGGCAUAUUUUACCUUUUUUCCUUAUUUAUUUAUUUUUUUUUGUUUUUUUUUUGUUUCUCAGCAUUUUAUUAAAGCUUCUGACGUAUUGAAUUUAAAUGAGGUAGCUUUUAAACAAACGAUUCAGAAGCCAGGUAUUUUUCUUGUUGAAUUUUUUGCUCCUUGGUGCGGUCACUGCAAAGCUUUAGCUCCUGAAUAUGAAACUGCUGCUACUUUACUAAAAGAGAAGGGAAUUACAUUGAUUCAGGUUGACUGCACAAUUGAGACACAUCUUUGCGAAGAAUAUGAUAUUUCGGGUUAUCCCACACUUAAGAUCUUUAGAGACGGCAAACAUGAGCCCUAUGAUGGUCCUCGGAAAUCGAGUUCCAUUGUUUCUUUUAUGAUAAAGCAAACAUUACCUCUUAUAACAGAAGUAGAUCGAGAAAAUUUUGAUUUUUUUAAAACUUCAGAUGAAAUUGUGAUUUUAGCAUUUUUGGAUAAGGAAGACAAGGCUAAUGAUAUCUAUACCAAACUUGCUACUACAUAUCGUAAUAAGUAUGUUUUUGGAAUAACAUCAGAUGUCAGUCUUGCUAAGGAGUUCAACUUGUCACUUCCAGGUCUGGCUAUCUUUAAAACUUUUGAUGAUCCUGUUUCUGUUUUUAAAAAGGAUUUUGAGUAUGAUUCUCUUGAAUUAUUUCUUCUUUCAGAAAGUAUUCCUUUAUUUGGAGAACUUGGUCCUGAUACAUAUCAACUUUAUAUUUCCAGCAAAUCUCCUUUAGGCUGUGUUUUUGUAAGUUCUGAUCAAGAGAAAGAAGUAAUGAAAGAUCUUUUUGUUCAUUUUGCAAAAAAAUAUAAGGGAAAGUUGAAUUUUGCUACAAUUGAUGGAAAUUUGUAUGGUGGACAUGCAGAUAAUCUAAAUCUGAAGCAGAAGUGGCCGGCAUUUGCUAUUCAGGAAGUAAAUUCUAAUAAAAAGUUUCCAUUUGAUCAAGAAAAGCUUCUUACGAAAGAAAAUAUUCAGCAAUUCUUAGAGGAUUACUUUUCACAACGACUUGUUCCUUCUAUCAAAUCAGAACCUAUACCGGAAACACAGGAGGGUCCCGUAACAGUUGUAGUUGCAAAAAAUUUUCGAGAAGUUGUAAUUGAAUCUUCUAAGGAUGUUCUUGUUGAGUUUUAUGCUCCAUGGUGUGGACAUUGUAAAAAUCUUGCACCUAAAUAUGAAGAGUUAGCUAAAAUCUUUUCUUCUAACUCGGAAUUAAGCUCUAAAGUGUUAAUAGCUAAAUUUGAUGCUACAGCAAAUGAUGUUGAGGAUAAUUUAGAUAUUAGAGGAUUUCCAACGAUUUUAUUAUUUCCUGCUUAUGAUAAAGGAAAUCCUGUUGAAUAUAAUGGUCCAAGAACGGUGAAUGAUAUGAUUAAUUUUAUUUUUCAAAAAGGAACCCAUAAAGUUGAUGCAUCUAAAAGCGUUGAUGAUAAAAUGGAUGAGAAAUUACGGGAUUCACUGCCUAUCUUUGAUCAUGACGAACUUUAA
Messenger RNA from Pneumocystis murina B123, 1503 nucleotides. Its product is annotated as protein disulfide-isomerase domain. The transcript has 6 exons. Gene Ontology annotation, cellular component: endoplasmic reticulum. Bases 1 to 1503 code for a protein of 500 amino acids. Gene Ontology annotation, biological process: response to endoplasmic reticulum stress; protein folding. The record is from RefSeq and is a predicted model, not a curated record. Gene Ontology annotation, molecular function: protein disulfide isomerase activity. Lineage: Eukaryota; Fungi; Ascomycota; Pneumocystomycetes; Pneumocystales; Pneumocystaceae.